Molecule: messenger RNA, 1599 nt
Organism: Prorocentrum cordatum
Lineage: Eukaryota; Dinophyceae; Prorocentrales; Prorocentraceae
Source: the annotation of a GenBank genome assembly
AUGCCGCCGCCGCGCGGCGGCGACGGAGCGCUCUCGCCGACGCGCGCCUGCGCCGCCGACGGCGGGGCCGCCGCCGCGGGCCAGGGGCCAAUGGCCGCCGAUGGCGCGGGCCCGCCCGAGGCCGUGGAUGACGGCGGCUGGCGGCGGCGGCUGGUGAGCGGGGCGGCGGCGGCGAGCUGUCUCGGGUCAGGCCCGGACCUCCCCGCGGCGCGCGCCGCGGCCCGUGCUCCGCCUGCGGGCAUCUCGGCCUUCCUCGCUGCUCCUCUGCGCGGCAUCGGGCUCCACGGGCCCCCUACCCCACCUCUACGCCCCCACCUCUUCGAAGAAUUCGACACGCGGUCUGGGGAGGACGCGGACGUGUCGCUGCUGCGCGGGCGCCUGGGCCUCGAGAGGCGCGGGAAGGGCGUGGAGCCCAGGUUCUUCGUCCUGAGGCCGGACCGCCUGGACUACUACACGGACGAGGCGCAGGCUGCGCUCGCGGGCCCCGCGCGCGGUCGCCUCUGCCUGAGCGACGUGCUGUCGCUGGAGCCGAGGGGCGACGGCGCCCUCGUGCUCACGCUGGAGAGCGGCGGCGGCGUGGCGCUGGUGCCCCUCGAGGCGGCAGGCCUCGGGCCGUGGGCCCGUGCGCUGCGGGAGCUCCGCGGCGAGCCCCCCGCGGCGGGGGAGCAGGACUGCGCAGCCGGAGAAGACCAGGUCGCCAGCAGCGGCGACGAGAGUGGAGAUGGCGCUGAACCCCCCGGGCGCGUCGUCCGGCGGGGGCUGCUGCGCAUCCAGCGCCCCAGGGGCCACCGCUUCGGCGUGCUCUACGAGGGCCGGCUGGAGUGGUUCCGGAACGAGUCCGAGGCGGAGUCGGGGGCGGCGCCGCGCGGCGUGCUGGCCAGCGCCGACCUGGUUGGCGCAGAGAGGGCCCCGGGCGGCUUCGUGCUCCGCCUGGCCGCGGGCGCUGGUGAGGAUGUGCACUGCAGCCCCGUGUUCGACCCUGGCGGUGAUGUGGCGUGGCUGGCGGCGCUGCAGGAAGCCUUCGGCCCUGCUGCUGGAGGCCCGCAGAGGGCGCCCCGCUGCGGCGCACCACCAGAGCCCUCUGGCGCAGCCGCGCCGCAGAGGGCCCGCGCCUGCCAAUCUCCACAGGGGCCCUGCGCCACCUCGCCUUCUGAUCAGUGCCACGUCUGGUCGCCAGGUGGGCCGAAGGUGGCCCCGGGCACCGCGAGCACGCCAUCUGUCAGGACACCUCCGAGGGCUGCGGGGGCUGCCAGGACAUCUCUUCUGCACGCCGCCCCUGCCGCCUCCAAGGCUGAGCCUUCGUCACGCCUGCAAGCCCCGCAGCGCGCCGCGGCCGGGGCCACCCCAGCGAUGCGGCCGUCGGCAGGCUCGCCUGCGCCCACCCGGUUCUCACCCGCAGCGGGGACGCCCGACGGCGAGUGUGCGGACGCGGUGCUCGGGCUGGCGCCGGAGGGGGCGGCAUCCGCCCCGGCCUCUCGAGCCACGCCGCGCGCCUCGGCCGAGGCGCCCGCCCGAGACCAGCAGGCGGCCGCCAUGGAGCAGGCGCAGCAGCUGCUCGCUGCGAUGCUGGACGGCGGCGGUGCCCCGGGCGCUGCGGCC